Argiope bruennichi is the source of this 461-nucleotide messenger RNA. Its product is annotated as sterol O-acyltransferase 1-like. The record is from RefSeq and is a predicted model, not a curated record. Gene Ontology annotation, cellular component: endoplasmic reticulum membrane. Lineage: Eukaryota; Metazoa; Arthropoda; Arachnida; Araneae; Araneidae. Gene Ontology annotation, biological process: cholesterol metabolic process. The transcript has 4 exons. Bases 99 to 446 code for a protein of 115 amino acids.
AUUUAAAGGAUUGGUGGAACUGUACUUCCUAUAGAAAAUUUUACCGAUCUUUGAAUAUACUUGUACAUGAUUGGCUGUACUCCUACAUCUAUUGUGAUAUGUACGCUAUUUUGAAAAGCAGAACUGUUGCUAUGGUGUCAGUUUUUAUGCUAUCUGCAAUUGUUCAUGAAUAUAUCGUAGCCGUUUCUCUCAGAUUUAUAUUCCCUCCUUUAUUCACAUUAUUUUACAUAGCUGGUAUUAUAUUCAUUUUUAUGACUCGAAGAAGAACCUCAAACUUCUGGAACUUUUUCCUUUGGUUUACUUUGUUGCUAGGAUAUGGACUUUUACUAGUUUUCUACUCUUUGGAAAUGUCUGCCAGGAUCAACUGCCCGAGGAUUUUAGAUUCUUGGCUAGACUAUGCAGUUCCUCGGUUUCUCCAUUGCAAUGUGAUAUCUUUUCCAGUUUAGCGUAAAAGUUUAGUU